GGGCGUCGGGGCCGCGCAGUGGCGGCUGGAGCAGGGUGCGCGCUGGGAAAGAUGGCGAUGAGAGUGGUGCGCGGGGUGAGCAGCGUGUUCUGUGCCGCCCGCCUGCUGCCCAGGAGCGUGUGCCCGGCCCGGUACCUGAGCGGUGCCGCUCGUCUGCUCGCCGCUCGUAAGUUCACAGACAAGCAUGAAUGGAUAUCUGUGGAGGAAGGGGUUGGAACUGUUGGAAUCAGCAAAUUUGCCCAGGAGUCAUUAGGAGAUGUAGUUUACUGUAGUCUUCCUGAAGUUGGGGCCAAGAUCAACAAAAUGGAUGAGUUUGGAACAUUAGAGAGUGUAAAGGCAGCUAGUGAACUCUUCUCUCCCUUGACCGGAGAAGUUAAGGCAAUCAACGAAGCGCUGGCAGAUAACCCCGGCUUGGUGAACAAAUCCUGCUACGAUGAAGGGUGGUUAAUAAAGGUGACUUUGGACGUUCCCUCAGAACUGGAUGACCUGAUGAGCGAGGACGCCUACGAGAAAUACGUAAAGUCUAUCGAGGACUGAAGACGGAACAGCUAGACGUCGUAGGCCGGUUUAGAGUCAGAGUAGUGGUACUCAGGAGGGCACGUGCCCCCGGGGUCGUGGAGCCGCGUUCUUCAGGAAUAACUGUUAACCAGCCUUUCCCUCCUCGUAGCUUUAAGUUGAACUGGUCGACAAUGAAGCCACUUCAGGAUCCUGUUUAAUAUCUUUUUUUUUUUUUAAGAAGAAUUGAUCUGAAAAUUUUACAGUGAAUACAGAUAAUUAACAAGUUGUUAGUCUUUUCCUGUCGUCUUCCUUUUUUUUUUGUCCUAUCUCGGCUGCAG
Messenger RNA from Bufo bufo (common toad), 836 nucleotides. RefSeq names its product glycine cleavage system protein H (gene GCSH). Gene Ontology annotation, cellular component: glycine cleavage complex; cytoplasm; mitochondrion. Gene Ontology annotation, biological process: protein lipoylation; glycine decarboxylation via glycine cleavage system. NCBI's taxonomy places the organism in Eukaryota, Metazoa, Chordata, Amphibia, Anura, Bufonidae. The record is from RefSeq and is a predicted model, not a curated record. The transcript is spliced from 5 exons. The coding region runs from base 52 to 537 and encodes 161 amino acids.